GCUUGAGAAAGAAUCCGGGUUUUAUUUCAAUAUGAAAUACUUUGAGGAAAAAGUGCAGGCCGGUGAAUGGGAUGAAGUUGAGAAGUAUUUAUCAGGGUUUACCAAAGUGGAUGAUAAUAGAUACUCCAUGAAAAUAUUCUUUGAAAUCAGGAAGCAGAAAUAUCUGGAAGCACUUGAUAGGCAAGACAAGGCAAAGGUUGUUGAGAUAUUAGUGGGUGAUUUAAAAGUAUUCGCCACCUUCAAUGAAGAACUAUACAAAGAAAUAACCCAACUGUUAACUCUAACUAAUUUCAGGGAGAAUGAGCAGCUGUCCAAGUAUGGUGACACCAAAACUGCUCGAGGGAUUAUGCUGUUAGAGCUAAAAAAGCUCAUGGAGGCAAAUCCUCUGUUCCGUGAUAAGCUUAUCUUUCCUGCAUUGAAGUCGUCAAGAUUGCGGACAUUAAUCAAUCAAAGUUUGAACCGGCAGCACCAGCUUUGCAAAAAAACCCAAGGCCAAACCCAGAUAUAAAAACUUUAUUUAUCGAUCACUCAUGUUCACCUUCCAAUGGUCCUCUGGCACCAACACCUGUCAAUCUUCCAGUUUCUGCUGUUGCAAAGCCUGCUGCUUAUACUUCCCUUGGAGUGGGAGCUCAUGGUCCCUUUCCACCUGCCGCAGCAACUACUAAUGCUAAUGCUUUGGCUGGUUGGCCAAUGCCUCAGUUUCGUCAUCUGUCCAAGCAGCUGUUGUCACCGCAUCAACCAUACCU
Molecule: messenger RNA, 746 nt
Organism: Lathyrus oleraceus (garden pea)
Lineage: Eukaryota; Viridiplantae; Streptophyta; Magnoliopsida; Fabales; Fabaceae
Product: protein TPR1-like
Exons: 1
Coding region: 32-508 (158 amino acids)
Biological process (GO): regulation of DNA-templated transcription
Source: RefSeq, a predicted model, not a curated record